GUUUCUAUACACACAUGUCUCCCGGCACUUCCUGUGUGCAGGGCGCCAACUUCCCCGGGAACAGAGAGCGCUGUGUACGGAGAGAGGGAGGAGAUUGGUCUGUACGGCGAUCCGUAGCUGAUGAUUGGCCAGGAUGGAGCGCUGUGUGGAGUAGUUAGUAGUGAUCCCGGACAAUGGAGCACAACGUGCAGAAUGUUACCCUAUCUCUGACCCUGCCGAUCAGCUGUCACAUCUGUCUGGGCAAGGUACGGCAACCUGUUAUUUGCGUCAACCAUCAUGUUUUCUGUUCGAGUUGCAUUGAUUUGUGGCUGAAGAACAACAACCAAUGCCCAGCCUGCAGAGUACCUAUUACACCUGAUCAUCCCUGCAAAAACAUCAUAGGAGGGACAAGUGAAAAUGAAUGUGUGCUCAGUCAUUCAGUGCGAAAACACCUCCGAAAAACUAGACUUGAUCUUCUUCAAAAAGAGUAUGAGGAUGAAAUUGAAUCCCUAUUAAAAGAGGCAGAAGAACUAAGAACAGCAAAUCUUACAUUAGAAAAAAGGCUUAAUGACGUUGCUAAUCCUAUCGCUGAGUCGUCACCUUGCAGUUGUGGAAAUGGGCAAGCAGAGGACAAGAGCAGUGUUUGUAAUAAACUGCUAGAGGACUGGAACAGAAAGCUUGAGGAGGUCAAUGCUGCAAAUAAAAGAGUUACAGAGGACAUUGACAAGUUCAAAGAGGAAAAUAGAAGGCUGAAAAAUGAAAACAUUGACAUUGUGAGAGAGAACUUGAGGCUGAAAAAUGAAGUAGAACUCCGUUCACCUCAAAAAUUUGGACGGUUUACAGUGGCUGCAUUGCAAGCUAAAGUAGAUCAGUAUGAAAGAGAGAUGAGCAGACUCAAAAAAGCUCUAGAGAGGAGUGAUCAAUACAUAGAAGAACUGGAAGCGCAGAUUGUGCAUCUGAAAAGGCCACCAGAGGAUAAGCAAAUAGAAAAAUCUCAGUGUGGAAAUACUGCCCUCAUGGAAGAACAUACUGGCAGAGCUACAACUAGUCACGUCUGUAAAGAUAUUAGCACUGCCAAAUCAUUUCCGAAGUACAGCAAGGAUGAUGGAAUUUAUUCUGAUGACACCAAAGGCCUUUGCCCCAUUUCUGUUAGAUUAAAGCAAACACAAUCUAAAACUAUUGGCUCACCUAAACUGAAAAAUGGUUUACAUACCACUGCUUUGAAUGGCGAGGAACAAACUAGCUUGGCUAGAGACAAUCCUAGCGAGAUCAUGGUUUCAAUGUCCCAGGGCCGGGGUAGCCCUUCUUCGUCCAUACCUUUCAGCUCUCUUCAGCUAAACACACCAAACUGCAAAACUAGCUCUCUCAGCAAUACAAAUUUAAAAAAGCCACUAACAUACCUUCGAAAAUUAGUGUUUGAUGAUUUGCCUCGGAGGCGGGAACUUGGCAGAUUGGGUCCUGUAGGUAAUGAGUACAAUGUAAAUAAUGCUGAUGGAGCAACACUACCUGGGCAAACAAAUGCUGUAUUUUCACAUUUUUGCCAUAUUAAAGGAGACUACCAGGAUAAGAAUUCUGAAAAGGCAGACCCUAGUUUACAGCUCAGAAAACAAGGAAGAAAUGCAGCAGAUCAAUUUUUAAGCAGGUUACACAGUAUAAGUGGAGAAGACUUAAACCAGGCUGGGACCUCGUGUGAAAACACUGCAGAUGUAAACUUGAAUUAUAAUAAUUUGAUGUCUCGCCUGGAAAGCCAAGAAAAUCUUCCUCAUACAAGUGUUUCCUGUUUGACACCAGACUGGGUAAAACAGUUUCAAAGUGACUCUCCAGUCCACAUGUGUGAAUCUUCUGAAAAAACGACACUGUCUCAUCAUGAAAGCAGUCUGUUCAACUCGCUGUCCUCCUCUUCUUUAGCCGACAAUGCAGAACAAGCAGAUUUGUUUAUGGCUCAGUCAUCUACCGAUAGGUAUAAUAUAGACUUUAAUAACCACUUGCACUCAAAUAAUUUACCUUGUGAAGAGGAAGUCAGACCUCAUGCUUAUUCAGAUAAGGUCUUAAUUCCAGGAUAUAUUUCCGAGCCAGUGUGUCCAUCUUCCUCUCUUCCUCAAAUGUACUGUGGGAGUCCUCCAGCAAAACGAAAACUACUGAACCGAAGUAAAAAAAGUCCUUCAAAAUCCCCCAAACAUUGAACCUGCAUCCUCCCUCACAUCAUGUCAAUAUAAGUUGGGAUGAUUGAUUUAGAAGCUGAACAAGCUUGUAAAAUAUCCAUUGACUGCUAUUUUUAAAACACAGUAUUUGAUACACAUCUAUUUUUCUAUACUACUUUAUGUUUAAGCUGUAAUUAAAUGUUUUUAAACGGUUUUGAAA
Molecule: messenger RNA, 2340 nt
Organism: Rana temporaria (common frog)
Lineage: Eukaryota; Metazoa; Chordata; Amphibia; Anura; Ranidae
Gene: OBI1
Product: ORC ubiquitin ligase 1
Exons: 6
Coding region: 174-2162 (662 amino acids)
Biological process (GO): protein monoubiquitination; regulation of DNA replication
Molecular function (GO): ubiquitin-protein transferase activity
Source: RefSeq, a predicted model, not a curated record